This is a messenger RNA of Lathyrus oleraceus (garden pea), 1718 nucleotides long. RefSeq lists its product as uncharacterized. The record is from RefSeq and is a predicted model, not a curated record. The transcript has 7 exons. The coding region runs from base 363 to 1373 and encodes 336 amino acids. Lineage: Eukaryota; Viridiplantae; Streptophyta; Magnoliopsida; Fabales; Fabaceae. Gene Ontology annotation, cellular component: membrane. Gene Ontology annotation, biological process: Golgi vesicle transport.
ACAACUAUAAACGCACUGGCCUCUUCUUGUCCUUUUCUUUCUCCAACCGCCGACGCUUCUCUUCUUUCUUUCUCUCCCCUCACCAUCAUUCUUCUUCCACUUUUCACUCCUCUGUAAACAUCCACAUAACCCUUACCAUACACCUCAAAUAAAACCCGAACACGUCACAUCUCAAUUUUUAUAUAAAUAAAACCCCACACGUGGCAAAUAUUUGAUGAUUCGAGUAUUUUAGAUACUGUGAGUAUUACCAUACUCUAUCAAAACCAACCGAAAAAGGUGAAGUGGUUCCAUAAGAGAGAAGGGUUCGCUUAAACGUCUUUCUCUGGAGGUUUUCUCGGUUUCGUUUUUGCGUUGCUUUGAAGAUGCUGGUAGCUAAUAGUUUCGAUCUAUGGCGGAAAGAUACUUUCUUCUCUGCAGCGGAGGAGGUGCAGGAAUCAGCUGAUAUAAUGGAAUCAGCAUAUAGAGCAUGGUUAAGAGAGAGGAGAGAAAGGUCGAAUACUGUGGAUUUGAAUGAAUUAUGCAGGGAGCUUCAAACUGCUUUAGGUACUGCAAAAUGGCAGUUGGAAGAAUUUGAGAAAGCUGUCAGGCUAAGCUACCGACAUCUUGGUGAUGACAAUAGAGCCACUAGGCACAGGCAGUUUAUUUCUGUCAUGGAAAGCCAAAUUUCCCAGGUUGAAGUAACUCUGAGGGAGUUUUAUAUUGAGGAAGGUAAGCAACCCCUUCGGUGGGUGAAUCUUGAUGAAGACGAGCGAGAUGAUUUUGCCGCGUUUCUAUCUGGAACCUGCGAGAUAAUCCAAAGCACUAAAGAUGAAUGCAUGGAUGUUUCUCCUUCAACAAAAAUUUCACUUGGGCAGAAACAAGUCAACAAAGAAGAUAAAAUUGUAAAUGCUUUUUGCAGCUAUGAUAGUUCUACAAAUGAAAAGGCGUCUAUGGAUGCUAUUGCUUUUAACAAGGGCAGAGAUUAUGCAAUAGAAAUAAAAGCAGAUGACAUUUCUAGAAAUAGUGAUGAUAUAGUUUCUCAAACAGAUAUAACAACUAGUACAAGGAAGACAUGGAGUCCUCCACCAAAUUAUGCUGCUUUAAGAAUUGUAAUUGCCAAUGAAGAUGAGCAGAGGAAUAAACUCACACAGACCGUUGAUGCCACCCCUAAAGAUAAAGGAAUCAAACCACUCUUUUGGAAACAAAAAUUUGAAGAAUAUCCUCAGGCCAUGCGAGCAGUUCAUAUGUUCAAUCAGCUUUUUGGUCGCAUUGGUUUAUGCCAAAGAAAGCUUCAAAGUCCCUUACGUUUGCGACGCGGCCGUUCUCUUAAAGUUACACUUGCUCUAAUGAUUAUCAUUUUUCUCCUUGUUCCCUUUGUAUUUUAUUCAACAUGAGGCUAAACUGCUUCAAGAGGUGUUGAUGGUGAUGGAUAAAAAGGUCACUAGGUGUUUGAGAUACUUUCAUGUGCAGGAAAAAGGGACCAGUGAAGGGCAACCAACCAAUCAGUAUCAUCUUAUUAUAUUUAGUGGUUAUUAUUAGAAGAUUAAGCUGAAUGAAUUUACUCAUACAUGUGUAGUGUGUGGAAGCCGACAUGAUAACCAUUAUCAACCUCCUUUCUACAAGGAUAGGAAUAGGAUAGGUGUCUCUUAUAAGUGUAUAUACAUUCAUCAUAUAAUGUUUUAUUUAAUGUAGUAACUUCCACUAUGCUUGCAAGGAAUUGAAAGAUGUUCAUGUGACAA